Messenger RNA from Pezoporus flaviventris, 1748 nucleotides. It is a transcript of the gene SNN, whose product is annotated as stannin. The record is from RefSeq and is a predicted model, not a curated record. NCBI's taxonomy places the organism in Eukaryota, Metazoa, Chordata, Aves, Psittaciformes, Psittacidae. Gene Ontology annotation, cellular component: mitochondrial outer membrane.
UUCCUGCCUGCUGCCUCUCUUCCAGUUUCUGCUGCAGUCUUGAUACUGUCCCUUGCUCUUGUGGUCUAAAAGCCCACAAGUUGCUCCAAGUUACAGCAACAGAAGCUUAAAAUAAUGAUCUUCCCUUUGUGUUUUUUUUAUUCCCCAAUAAAUCUAGCUCUACUGGCUUAUUAACAAAAAAAUGCAUAUAAAGCAACAUCUGUUUUUAUCAGCUCAAUGAACAACCAGUUAAUUACCAUGUAGUCAACCCUUCUAAACAGAGCAGUAUUACAGACAGACUUACUGCAGCUACCUUUGCAAUUAGCUUACCAAACCUGGAACUGUUAGUAUAUGGAUGCUUGUAAAUUAAAUUUUUAAAAGGCUCAGACUUCAGACUCUCUAAUGUACUGUUUCUGUAGGAUUCCUUUAGGAAAACUAAAGGUAGUUGAAUUGUGACCUUGUCAUGGAUUUGAGAGCUCACCCAUGAUUGAGUAUUUGUAUUAAAUAGUCUUCAAUGUCACUAUACUAAACUGUGUAACUUCCAUGCAGUCUGUUUUGUGUGUCUUGUGUCAUCUUCUGUCUCCCAGUAAAAAUCGUUACCUCUUAGGCAGGCUUGACAAGCACAUCAAAGGCUGAAAUAAGUUUAGUUUUUAUUUGUUUUAGUUUGAUGUAGAAACCUGCAUCUUCAAAGUGAGUUUGAAAAAAAUAGCUUAAAAUGACUAAGAAGUGUAGGAGAGUGAGAAGCUCAAAGCACCAACAGCAAGAGGGUCAUGUGCCAUUGUGAAGGAUACCAACCAUGAAUAUAAUGUUGCUGAAUAUGGUAAAAAUGCACAGCUUCAUGAAGUGCCUAUUUUUUCCACUGCAGGAGUUUGAAGAUGCAGCAGGCCUGGUAGUGGGGACAGAAGAUCUCCUUAAAGAAGUUGUGCCGUCCGAAAUAUUUGCCAUGUCUAUUACGGAUCAUAGCCCCACCACUGGAGUGGUGACUGUUAUUGUUAUUUUGAUUGCUAUUGCAGCUCUUGGUGCCUUGAUACUGGGCUGCUGGUGUUACCUGCGUCUGCAGAGGAUCAGCCAGUCUGAAGAUGAGGAAAGCAUUGUGGGAGAAGGAGAAACCAAAGAGCCCUUCCUUCUGGUGCAGUACUCUGCUAAAGGACCUUGUGUAGAGAGGAAAACUAAGCUAACUCCAAAUGGCACAGAAGUACAUAGCUAACUUGGAGCAACAUGUGUAUGAACUACGCUUAUGAUGUGUGUAACUGGCAGAAGAAUCUCUCCUGUGAAGAACCUGGUCACAUGCAUGCUACUCAUCACAAAACACCCUGAUGAGGAUUACAUCAGCUUUGUUAGCAACUGCAUGCACUGAGAAGUUGCACUUUGCAUCAACUGUGUAUCCCGAUUCCUCUGUGACAGGAGCUGACCCACCUGGCAUAAUGUCCAUUGCUGGCAAUGGACACAGGGAUAUAUUGGUGUAAAGAGACUACUAAUGUUUUGUUACUUUGUUACUUGAAUGUUUAGCUGAGCCUAUUUUGACGAAGCUACUACUGUAAUGUGAACUACUUUACAACUGUGAACUGUAAGUAAGCUGCCAGAAGCUUUUUGCUUUGUGUUCCACAGCAUAUGGAAAUAUGUGAUGCAACUGUACAUAACAGGAGGACUGCUGAACCACAACUGUAGCUGGGAUUCCAGACCUUCAAAACCAAAUCUGCAGUUAAAGCUUGCUUCUGCUAUUAAUUUGAGUGCACAGCUAUAAAGUCAGAACUCCUCUUAACAGUUUA